Drosophila subpulchrella is the source of this 4421-nucleotide messenger RNA. RefSeq names its product DNA topoisomerase 1 (gene Top1). Lineage: Eukaryota; Metazoa; Arthropoda; Insecta; Diptera; Drosophilidae. Gene Ontology annotation, molecular function: DNA binding; DNA topoisomerase type I (single strand cut, ATP-independent) activity. The record is from RefSeq and is a predicted model, not a curated record. The transcript is spliced from 8 exons. Bases 464 to 3448 code for a protein of 994 amino acids. Gene Ontology annotation, biological process: DNA replication; chromosome segregation; DNA topological change. Gene Ontology annotation, cellular component: nucleolus; chromosome.
CUCACUAAAUAAUAUGCUGCAACGAGAAAAACAACAACAACAACAACCCCGUGUGUAUACAAGUGUGCGUGUAGCCUUGAUGCAUCGCCCACGUUGAAAAAAAUAUGCUGCAAAAAGUGUAAAAAAAAAGGAACGAUUUUCUGUAUUCUCCAAUUUGUUUGUGUGUGUGUUCCAUUGUUUGGCAGCGGUUUUUUUUUUUUUUAUUGUUAACCUAUUCCGACCGAUUCGGGUACAAUUUCCAAUUUCCUGCCGCCAUCGCUCUCCGGCUCUUCUUCUUCUUCCAUUAACCCAUUGCUGGCCGUGCUAAGUGAAUUUUCCUACGCGGCAUUUGUUAGGGUUGAUUUUCACCACGUGGUGAGCGGAUAGACACGAGAUAAUCGUAAAUCAUCGCCAGAAAUCGUGAGAAAACCACCGGGGAGUCCGAUCCACAAAGAGAGAGAGAGGAGCCAAGAUUUCGGGCAACAUGAUGGAUGCACAGAACAUCCACUUACAAAAUGGUGGCAGCUGCGAGGUGGUUCAGUCCAACGGGGUGACCACCAACGGACACGGACACCACCACCACCACCACCACAGCAGCAGCAGCGGGAGCAGCAGCAGCAAGCAUAAAUCCUCCAGCAAGGACAAGCACCGUGAUAAGGACAGGGAGCACAAGAGCUCCGGAUCCUCCAGCUCGUCGAAGGAUCACAAGAGCAGCAGUCGCGACAAGGAUCGGCACAAGAGCAGCAGUAGCUCGUCGUCCAAGCAUCGGGACAAGGACAAGGAACGCGACAGCAGCAGCAACUCUCAUCGCAGCAGCUCUUCGUCCAGCCACAGGGUCAAGGAUGGGAGCAGCAGCAGUAGCAGCAAGCACAAGUCCUCGUCGUCAUCGUCCAGCUCCGGCCACCACAAGAGCUCAUCGAAGGACAAGGAGCGCCGCGACAAGGACAAGGAUCGCAGCAGCAGCAGCUCCUCCAGCCGGCACAAGUCCUCCUCGUCCAGCUCCCGUGAUAAGGAGCGCAGCAGCAGCAGUCAUAAGAGCUCAUCCUCAUCAUCCUCAUCGAAGAGCAAACAUUCCAGCUCGCGGCACAGCAGCUCUUCGUCGAAGGAUCCGCCGUCGUACGAUGGAGUGUUUGUCAAGCCGGAGCCCGUUUCCCAACCGUUAAUGCACUCGGGCCCGGCCGAUCCCUUUCACAUGCAGCAGCUCGACGGCUAUCAGGCCACAGCCGCCAUCAAUUGCAAUGGCAAUGGCAAUGGGAACGAUGGGAACAAUGGCAUCAACUACAAGAACGGCUACGAGGAAUCGAUUGUGGACAUCAAGAAGGAGGACGAGAGCUUCAACAAUCUGUCGCAGGCCAGCUCCUGUGAUUACUCCAUGUCCCAGUUUCGUGCCGACGAGCCGCCGUUCGAGGUGAAGCACGAGCAGAGCUACGCCGAAGAGGAUAGCACCAUGAACAACAAUGAUCAGGAUGAGGAGAACGAUCACGAGGAGAUGGACGACGACGAGGAGGAUCUGCCGCUGGCCAUGCGCAAGCGCAAGCAGGAGGCACCCGAUCAGGCCGAUGGCGGCAUGGAUGACGACGACGACAUUCCGCUGCUGGCGCGCAAGAAGGUCAAGAAGGAGCCCAAGGAGAAGUCCAAGAAGAAGCGGGUCAAAGAGGAGGCCGAGGACGAUUACGGCAGCGUCAAGCCCAAGAAGAAAAAGAUCAAAAAGGAAGCCGAGGCUAAGACCGAGGUCGUAUCGCCCACCAAACGCCAGAAGGUCAAGGAGGAGGAGGAGGAGGUGUGGAGAUGGUGGGAGGAGGAGAAGCGCGCAGAUGGCGUCAAGUGGUCAACGCUGGAGCACAAGGGACCCGUCUUCGCUCCGCCUUACGAGCGGGUGCCACGCAACGUGCGGUUCUACUACGAUGGCAAGCCCCUUGAGCUCUCCGAGGAAACGGAGGAGGCGGCCACCUUCUAUGCAAAGAUGUUGAACCACGACUACUGCACCAAGGAUGUGUUCAACAACAACUUCUUUAAGGACUUCCGCAAGUCGAUGACGUCCAAGGAGAAGGAGAUCAUCAAGGAUUUCCGCAAGUGCAACUUUCAGGAGAUGUUCAACUUCUUCCAGGCGGAGUCGGAGAAACGCAAGGCGGCCACCAAGGAGGAGAAGCUGAUCAAGAAGAACGAGAAUGAGGCCCUGAUCAAGGAGUUUGGUUUCUGUAUGAUUGACGGCCACAAGGAGAAGAUCGGCAACUUCCGGCUGGAGCCACCGGGCCUGUUCCGCGGCCGUGGUGAGCAUCCCAAAAUGGGCAUGAUCAAGCGGCGCAUCCAUGCCAGCGAUGUGUCCAUCAACUGUGGCAAGGAUUCAAAGGUGCCGUCGCCGCCCAGCGGAUCGCGCUGGAAGGAGGUGCGCCACGACAAUACGGUCACCUGGCUGGCCUCCUGGAUCGAGAACGUACAGGGGCAAGUCAAGUACAUCAUGUUGAAUCCCUCCUCGAAACUCAAGGGCGAGAAGGAUCACAUCAAGUACGAGACGGCGCGCCGCCUGGACAAGGUUAUCGAUAAGAUCCGGGCCACCUAUCGCGACGAGUGGAAGUCCAAGGAGAUGAGGGUUCGCCAGCGGGCGGUGGCCCUCUACUUUAUCGACAAACUGGCACUGAGAGCGGGCAACGAAAAGGAUGAGGAUCAGGCGGACACCGUGGGCUGUUGCUCGCUGCGCGUGGAGCACGUCCAGCUGCACAAGGAGCUCAACGGCAAGGAGAACGUGGUGGUGUUCGACUUCCCCGGUAAGGAUUCCAUUCGCUACUACAACGAGGUCGAGGUGGAGAAGCGCGUCUUCAAGAACCUCGAACUGUUUAUGGAGCACAAGAAGGAGGGCGACGACCUCUUCGAUCGACUCAACACUCAGGUGCUCAACGAGCAUCUCAAGGAGCUGAUGGACGGACUUACGGCCAAGGUAUUCCGUACGUAUAACGCUUCGAAAACACUGCAAAGCCAGCUGGAUCUGCUUACCGAUCCGAGUGCCACGGUACCGGAAAAGCUGUUGGCCUACAAUCGCGCCAAUCGUGCCGUAGCCAUCCUCUGUAACCAUCAGCGUUCCGUGCCCAAGGGCCACGAGAAAUCGAUGGAGAACCUGAAGGAGAAAAUCAAGACCAAGCGUGAUGCCAUCGACGAUUGCGAGGCCGAAUAUCAUGAUAUGAAGAAGGCCGCCAAACGUGGCUCCGUCAAGGAGAAGGUCCUGGCCGACAAGAAGGGCAAACAGCUGGAGCGCCUGAAGGAUCAGCUGAAGAAACUAGAAUUACAAGAGACUGAUAGAGACGAGAAUAAGACCAUUGCCCUGGGCACAUCUAAGCUAAACUAUCUCGAUCCACGCAUAUCGGUGGCUUGGUGUAAAAAGAACGGAGUGCCGAUCGAAAAGAUAUUUAACAAAACGCAAAGAACCAAAUUUAUGUGGGCCGUGCACAUGGCCGAUGAGAAUUAUCGUUUUUAAAUGGGUUCUCCUCACUGGCACGCCUACAAAACUGACACGCCCCCCCUCUAUUACACAGAUACACACACACACUCAAAGGAGCGCAGACAGCGCAGGUUGAAAAACUAGAAACCACGAAAAACCACACCCACCAAAAGGCCGGUUUGCAAGUCGAUUCCCCAGGUUAAUUCCCAUACUUUGCCCAAGAGUUUAUGCAAUGAGUAGUGCAUAUGUCCAGCUUUCGGGAAAGUUCAGGUAUCUCUCGGAACUAUCCUCCAAAAAGAAAGAGACGGAUGUACCGAAACCAGGGAUCUGCUUGCCUGCGUCUGUUUUGUCUGCUUUAAAUCGUUGUUUGAUUGUUUCACGUGCGCACUACGCUGAAGUCUAACUUGCGAAAUGUACACACCAAACACACGCUCACACUUCUAUACGGUUAUAUAUAUAUCGAUCGCUAUAUAUAUAUAUAUUAUAUACCAAUUUUUAAUAAACACCAAGAGAAGAAGAGAAACCUGUGCAAGACGUCGUCGCCACCUAAAAACAAAAUAACAUAAUUUUCUAUGUUACCGUCUACGAAGCAACAAUUUUUUUUUGUCAAAAAUGACUUCUCUUACAUAUAUUAUAAUUUUAUAUAUAAAUUAAAUACACAAAAACAAAAAAACGAAAAAAAGAAACUACAAUCGCAAACAAACAAAAAAUAAUACAAUUACAAGUUUUUUAUGUUUACAUUUAGUUGAUUUUUGUUUAGCGAAAAAUGUUUUUCACUAUUAAUUAAAAUUAAUUAUACAAGUACUACGAUAACGUAUUUAAGUGCUAAUUGAACAGAGAAACCUUGUAGACCAACUUUUAGCAUAGCAUAAUUUAUUCAAUUCAACUCUGAUCCAGCGCAACUUACCGCCCCAAGAAAACGAAGAACAAAACCCUGUGCAUGUCGAGGUGAUUUUGUUUUGUACCUUAUGAUUUUAGUUAAAAUUAAAAUAAACGAAUGCUAAAUUCA